AUGGGCCUGGAGCUGGUGCGCACGCUGGCCAAGACGGGCAUGAGGGUCUUCUUCACCGCCCGCGAUCCCGCCAAGGGCGCCAAGGUCAGGGAGAUGCUGCGGGCCGAGGAUGCUUCCUUCAAGCUCGAGUUGGUGGUGGUGGAGCUCAAGAGCCUCAAGAGCGUCGAGGCGGGUGCCCGACACAUACUGGACAGGGCAGACCGGCUGGACCUUUUGAUGAACAAUGCAGGCAUCGCGGCGACGCCUCACGGCUUCACACAAGACGGCUACGAGCAGCAGUUUGGAGUCAACUACCUGGCGCACUUUUACCUGUUCCAGAUGCUCAAGCCGCUCCUCCUCAAGACGGCAGCCGAGCACGGGGUCCAGGUGCGCGUGGUCUCGACGUCCAGCACCGCGCACACGGCGUCGACGGUGCUGCCCGCGGGCGACUACGGCACGGCCGACCCCAACGGCCGCGGCUACGAGCCGGGCGUGUCGUACGCGCACUCGAGCACGGCGCGCAUCUGGUUCUGCAACGAGGCCGAGCGCCGCUACGGGCCCCGCGGCCUGCACGCCAUCAGCACGCACCCGGGCGGCUUCGCGAGCGGGCUCAUGGACUCGGCGGACGAGCAGGCCCGGGCCGCGCUGGCCAGGGCGAUCGAGAUGCCGCACAUACGCAGGAUCUGGAAGAGCGUCGAGCAGGGCGCCGCCACCAACGCGCUCGCCGGCGUCGGCAGGGAGUACGACGGCCACGGCGGCUUCUACAUGGAGGAUUGCGGCGUGGCCAGGCCGGUUCCUGACCAUCUGGACUGGGCUGGGCACGGAUACAAGUCUUGGGCUUUUGACGAGGCGGGGGAGAAGAGGCUGUGGCUGGAUUCGCUCGAGAUGCUUGGACUGCAGGACGAUCAAGAGUAA
Molecule: messenger RNA, 894 nt
Organism: Pyricularia oryzae 70-15
Lineage: Eukaryota; Fungi; Ascomycota; Sordariomycetes; Magnaporthales; Pyriculariaceae
Product: retinol dehydrogenase 12
Exons: 2
Coding region: 1-894 (297 amino acids)
Source: RefSeq, a predicted model, not a curated record